This is a messenger RNA of Pyricularia oryzae 70-15, 4545 nucleotides long. RefSeq lists its product as uncharacterized. Bases 396 to 2111 code for a protein of 571 amino acids. The record is from RefSeq and is a predicted model, not a curated record. Lineage: Eukaryota; Fungi; Ascomycota; Sordariomycetes; Magnaporthales; Pyriculariaceae. The transcript has a single exon.
AGUUCAUCUACAGGUUGUCGCAUAGUAAAAGGCCGUCGUUGUAACCGACUCAAACCAUGGAAUCAGUAAAGAGGUGGCCAGCGACAUACGCCAAGGAUCUCAAGGUAUAGGUAUAUAAAGGCGCUCUCAGAGGAAAACCGCAGGAAAUAAACACCAAAGUAGAGAUGGAAAGCGUUAUCGCCAAUUUGUGAUACGCUACCGAAUCAAUGUAGAGAGGCGAGAGAGGCUAACAAUAGGGUGGUUGGUGGAGUGCCAUUAGCCUCAGAACCCUAACCCUGACUCUAUUUGCCACAGUCGACCUCGACUCCAACAGCGUCAUCGAGUUUGUAUCCUCCACCAGUUCGCAACAAUUAAAAUCCACGGCCAUUUUGUGGCACCAUGGGUCACAGCUUCGGAUGGACCGGGUCGGUCAUUUCCUUGUCUACAAAUUCAACCCUGAGCAAUCUUUGCAGCUUCCCACCAUGAAUAUAGCGACGAGAUCCCACGCUCCACGCCUGUUGCGGCUGCGCCCGAGCGCCCGCCUCCUCUCGCCUCGACAGGGACAACAGCAGCGCGCAUCCUCCUCCGCCGCCGACAGCAAACCCCAAACCGACAACCGGAAUGCCGCCGACGAACCAGACCCCGCCUCCAUGCAGGGAGCAAUGUCGCGCCGCCUCGAGCAGGCGACCGAAGACGCCCUCCUGACCGGCGGCACCGCAGGCCGUCGCGCCGUCGAGGACGCCGGCUUCUCGGACGAGCUCAAGGAGCGGCUGCUCAACAAGAUCGCCGACGCCGAGUUCCGCGCAAAGCACGCGGGCGCCCUACACGAGGCGGGCAUCCCCUCGGCCGCUUCUUCUUCGUCGUCGGCCGUCGCCGCGGGCGGGACCCCCUGGACGGGCGAGGAGGCCCCCGAGGCGGCGGUGCGGCGCAUGCUGGAGGACGCACGCAAGCCGCUGAGCCCGGGCCUGCGCGGCAAGCCCAGGCACCAGGACGUGGUGGUGGACAUGCGGAUGCGGCGCGAGCCGGGGCGGACGGCGGGGCAAAAGUUCGAGGCGGCGCGGGACAAGGCGGCCACGUACGCGGCGACGGCGGGGGCUGCUGCUGCUGCUGCUGCCGCUGCGGGGGCGCGGAGCGAGGAGGAGCGGGAGAAGUUCAGGUCGGAGCUGCAGGAGCGCUUCAGCCCGGGGUUCAGGGCGAUGCCCAACAGCCUGUCGGGGAUGGCGGCGCUGGCCAACGAGCGGAUCGAGAACGCCAUCGCGCGCGGGCAGUUCAAGAACAUACCGCGCGGCAAGGGGGUCGAGUCGCGCGACGGGCGGGCCGACAACCCCUUUAUAGACACGACCGAGUACAUCAUGAACAACAUGAUCAAGCGCCAGGACAUGGUGCCGCCCUGGAUCGAGAAGCAGCAGGAGCUGGCGCGCACGGCGAGGGUGUUUCGGCAGCGGCUGAGGAACGACUGGAGGAGGCACGCCGCCAGGACCAUCGCCAGCCGGGGCGGGAGCCUGGCGGAGCAGAUGGCGCGGGCCGAGGCGUAUGCCAGGGCCGAGAUGGUCAAGAAUCCGCGGCGGAGGAACGUCGAUCAGAUGUCGGUGUCGACGAGCUCCACGGACGAUCCGGUCAUGGUGGCGAUGCGGCAGGCACAAGCCCAGCUGAAGGAGGAGCUCAAAGAGGAGCUCAAGGAUGCUCCCCCGCAGAUGGCGCAGCAGGCUAUCGAUGGCCAGACGGGCGAGCAGGGCUCAGAUGUGAAACCGGAGCCGCUCGUCCUGUUUCGAGACCCAACCUGGGAAGCGACGGAGAAAUCCUACAUGGAGCUCUCGGUGGCCAACCUGAAUGCCAUCACGCGCUCGUACAAUCUGAUGGCGCCCGACCUGGCCAAGAAGCCCUACUUUUCCCUGCAGAGGGAGCUGGAUUCCUGCUUUGCCGACGUUGCGCCGUCGCUGGCAAACACGAUCAAGGAGCGAGCGAGAGACCCGGCGAGGCACGCAGACUCGUCGGGCGCGAUGCCACGGAAGGGGGUGCUGGAUCGGUUGGGAGCCGCGGACUGGACCACUACGAGCAAGAUUUACGAUUCCAAGACGCCCAACUACGGCCUGAAAGAAAUGUGGCGAGACUUUUGGGCGAGGGGCACUUGAGAGCAAUGGACAGAGAAUAGAUGUAAGAGUAUUGCUGGACUUGUAAGAUACUGUAACUACCACGGUGGUUGGAUUUAGACCCCAUCCGGCUUUUGGAAGUCGAGGGUGUGACAUUGAAUGCGCAAUGGUUGAGGCUAAUCUCACUUGCUCAAAUCUCUCGUGCUAGAAAAGCGGUGACUGGAGUAUCAUUAGAACGAGGGGUCAGUCAAGAAUUUCUGCGUUGCUCUUUUGUCAUUGCAACCAUGUUUUUGUGGAAGAGGGAUACAGCUGUGGGACAACCCUCUGUCCAACACUGAGCAAAAUGCAAAUGUCACGCUGUCUUGGAUCUUUUACUCUCUUUUCUAAUGGCGUGUGUCCACGGCAACGCAGUAGCCAACAAUCACAUCGAUACCAAUAUUCUUCCUCGGGUUGCCACUCGCCAACGCACACGCGGACGUUAACUGGACAGAAUGGCAGGCCCAACACUAUGUAUUUCCAGACAAGCCGUCAGCCGCACGGACUUUUUCAACUCCUUUGCCGACACCCCAAAAUCUCACUGCAUUACCUCCAAUACAUUACCGUCCUCGACGCCGCCCUCGACGCCGCCCUCGACGGGACUAACUCGAACCUCGCCAUUUUUUCUCCACCAGCACAUACCGCCAACCUGCACCACAGCAGACGCCACAACCUCCCCCACUCAAGGAAGACGCUGCGGCACAUAGCUCUGAUCGGGCCUGACGACCCUGCCGCCCUCGAGCUGCGCGUCUCUGUAGGCGGGCCAGACGACGAGCCGGCGCUCGCGGUCGACGACGGACAGCGUCGUGAAGCCCUGGUCCUCGCCAAACUGGCCCGACCAGCUGCCCGCGACGGCAAAGUGCCCGCCGCAGCGGACCUCGGCCGCCGACGCCCGCCAGCCCGCCUCGAAGCCGCAGCGCUGCCGGCCGCGCUGCUGCGUCACCACCGUGAACGACCAGCGGCACCUGGCCUCGUCGUCGUGGCCGUGCCUGACGGUGGUGGUGGUGGCGUGGAGCUGCGUCGUGGCGUUUGCGACUGCGGCGCCGCCGUUGGCGUCGAGGGUCUUGUUGAGGCUGAGCUUGGCGCGGGGCCCGUGGGACUCGUCGCUGGCGGUGUAGCCUUUGCGUCUGUCGUCGUCGUGGUAGCCGUCCUUGCCGUCUCUGUGUUGACGGCUGGGUUUCUCGGUGUUUCGGUGCUUGUGCGGGUUGUACCCAUUCCUGUUGCUGCCGUAGUGGCCAUUCUAAGCGGGGAUUUGGCCAUGUUAGGCCGGCUUGUCCAUGCGAGUCUUGUAUUGUGCAUCACAAAAGAGGACUAACCUGGCUCUUUCUGCCCUCGUCGUACCCGUCACGGUCAUCGUCAUGAUAGCCGUUGCGUCCGUGAUCAUAUCCUUUGCCGUGGUCUCUGCCAUGUCUGUGCCCACGGCCCUUCCCACGGCCCUUCUCUCGGUCUUUUCCAUGCUCGUAGUCGUGGUCGUAAUCAUGGUCGUUGCCAUGACGGUCGUCAUCAUGGCGGCGAUGACCGCAAGAACGAGAGAGAUCACGAAUUGUCCACUCCUCCUCCUUGUACAUCAUGGACUUGGAGGCCGUCGCCGGGGCUGCCAGGACCAUGGCCUGCAUGCCCAGACCUAGGAGUGCAAUGAGACGCAUUUUGGGGUAGAGAUUGCUGUUGGCUGAACGAUUUCCUUGCGACAACCAAGACAUGGAAGAGUCCAAAACUUGAGCAAAUAUGGGACAAGACAACUACUCGGAUCGGUGCCAGGAACGCCCUGUUUUAUCCUCGAAUGUCUGCCAAACUCCCCCAUCAAUAGCUUGAUAUCCCCUCACUCGACACGCAAAAUCGUCAGAAUCAGAAUUUGUUCGGCCGGCAAGCCACAAACCUUGACCUGGACCCGUCCAUGGAUCAGAAGAGGACCGAGUAGCGACUGCAAUUUUUAUCACCCUCGACUUGCUUUAUAAGGUUCCUCCAGGGCUGACCCUCUAUUGAUUACUUGGCCGAGAAAACAAAUCGCACUUUCUUUGGUAGUCAAUCUCAAAAGAAAAGGAUUUAUCGGAAACAUGAUGGAUGGUCGGUGAUAUUGUUUCCGUCUUUCUGCUGAAUAUCUGUCAACACAAUGACAGAGCCAUAUUUACCAAGGCGACUUGACGCUUUAGUAGACUAAUGAAUGGUCCGGUCCGUAGGCAAAUAAGCAGGCAGAGUCGAGGGGCCCCUGGGUAGGACAUACAUCUAACCCAUUGCGGCCGGCAAAGGUGCAGACGGGACCUGCCAAGCUGCACCUAGUGAGCCCUAGACACCUUGGCCAGGCAAGGUACGACAGGCGUCCAACUAGAACAAGUCCAGAAACCAGGCGAAUUGUGAGUUUCCAGAUGAGUGAAUCAAAAGCUUGUGCCUGAUAGCCUCGGGUUUAUUGCACUUAGAGUUCGGCCCGGCGCCAUCCCGGCCU